AUGAGUAUCCUGCGGUCUAACAGGCUGCAAGAGGGCUGGUCUUUAGAAUUCUAUGUGAAGGGCUGGCGGGGGCGUGGUCAUAAGAGGGGCGUGGUCCGGCUGCGACAGAGAAGACAGGUAAUCCGCUGUCUGUACAUGUCAAGGUCGCGUGUUCGAGUCCUGUCUCGUGCUUUUGUGAAUCUCCCGUUAAAUAAAUGCUAAUUACUCUUGGUUGCAUGGACAGUGUAGUGAUGGUAGAUUUUAGUGAUAGUCAUUAGCACUAGGGUAUAGCACCCGGCUGUUUAGGUCAGAUGUCAGCUUUAGAGUAGUAGACACCAAACCUGGAUUGGAAUGUUGUUAUUAAUGGGGUUCUGAAUUCCAAGACUUCUGCUACAAUUAAAUGUAACCAGAAUCAGCUUUGUUAUUAGUGUAUCUACAAUACUGGCUGCCCAGCAAAAUGGACGUUCCCAGGGAAUUGUAGUCAACUUCACCUUAUCCCUAAACAAGAUAGAAUAUUUAUUGAUUGUAUAAUCAUAAAUACUGUUUAUAUUUAAUUUAACAUGUAUUCUAAAAGUCUUACUGAAGGGAUACUGUAGUCAACAGAACAACUACAGGUUGGUGUCUGAAACCUGUCCCUGCAUGUUUUUAAUGUAAACACUGCCUUGUCAAAAGAUACAUUAGAUUCACUGCCUUUUACAUUACUGCCUAGUAACACAUCUAGUGGCAGUCACUCCAUUACCCACUAGAGGUGCUUUGCAUGGAGACGCUGAAUGUUCCUCAUAGAGAUGUAUUGAUUCAGUGUUCCUUUAAAGGACCACUUUAGUGCCAGGAAAACAUACUCGUUUUCCUGGCACUAUAGUGCCCUGAGGGUGCCCCCACCCUCAGGGUCCCACUCCCGCUGGGCUGGAUGGCGAGGAAAGGGUUAAAUCUUACCUUUUUCCAGCGCCGGGCGGGGAGCUCUCCUCCUCCUCUCCGCCUCUUCGGCUGAAUGCGCAUGCGCGGCAAGAGCUGCGCGCGCAUUCAGCCUGUCUCAUAGGAAAGCAUUUAUAAUGCUUUCCUAUGGACGCUGGCGUCUUCUCACUGUGAAUUUCACAGUGAGAAGCACGCAAGCGCCUCUAGCGGCUGUCAAUGAGACAGCCACUAGAGGCUUUAGAGGCUGGAUUAACCCUAUUAUAAACAUAGCAGUUUCUCUGAAACUGCUAUGUUUAUAAAAAAAAGGGUUAAUCCUAGAGGGACCUGGCACCCAGACCACUUCAUUAAGCUGAAGUGGUCUGGGUGCCUAGAGUGGUCCUUUAAGGUAGUGCUGUCAUUUUGGGGGUCUUUGCAGUUUCUGAAAGAACUUUCAAUAGGACGUAAUCACUAUAUUUGAUGAUUUUCUACUAGAUGUUAUUGUGUAUUUGUGUAUGUGAACUAUGAAAAAAUGGGUCUACAAAACAUUGCCCAAGAAAAUUAAUUAUUGUUAUUUUGCAAGACAUCUAAACUAUUGUGAAAUAUUCAGUGAUGCAAAGCUGAGGUGGCACCUGUAACAUUCACAAAAUAGAUUUAUUUCUCACAAAAAUUAUAAAUGGUGUAGAAUUUAAAAUAUUGCAAUCCACAACGAAAAUCGACAUCAUGGUUAAUAUAAUUACCAUGUGAGGUAUUAACUUUAUACUUACCCAUCUAAAGGUAUUUAUUUUAAGUAAGCAGGAAUCAAUUUGCAAAAUUGAGGUUGUCACAGGUAGCAGAACUGGUGGAUUGACAUUUGGUGAUAUCGAACAGGUUUUCUAGUAUUCUUUUCAGAAACAAAGCAUCUUAAACAAGAAACUACAAUAUAUAUAGUAAUUAGAAUAAAAAUAAUCACAAUAGCGCCGCUUCAUAUUUUCCUACCCAAUAGACCCAACCAGGUAUCCAAACCGAAGGUUCCUCAAAGAAUCCUGAGUCUUGGGUUAGGUCAGAUGCUAUCUUUCUUAAGUCAGCAAUGUUUAGAUGUAUGGGUCUAGCAUGGUCAGACAAGUUAAAACAGCACAUCCCCUCGAAUGCUUCACAACCAUGCUUGUGUUUUAGCAAGAGAUAGUCUAUGGCAGUCCCUAAGUGCCUAGUUGAGACAUAAGGACUCAGCUCUCUGGGUAUUGCAGGCAAAAAGUGGCACCCGGUUGAUCCCAGGUAUGAAGUUAAGCAUUUCUGAAAUGGUUUGGCUCAUUAUAAUAGGGGGUGGGUGGGCUUCUACACCAUAACCACUGCAAAAAGCUGUAGUGGCUAUGGUGUUUGGAGUCAUCCUUUACUACGUUAGCUCAGUGGCGGCUGGUGACUUUUCAAGUUGGAGGGGGAACCAGACUGGACACAGUCAAAUACACGUGUAUUUGAAUCUGUCCCUAAAUAGUGUUAAUCAUGAAUAGGAAUAUGUACAGUAUCUCACAAAAGUGAGUACACCCCUCACAUUUUUGUAAAUAUUUUAUUAUAUCUUUUCAUGUGACAACACUGAAGAAAUGGCACUCUGCUACAUUGUAAAGAAGUAAGUGUACAACCUGUAUAACAGUGUAAAUUGGCUGUCCCCUCAAAAUUACUCAUCACACAGCCAUUAAUGUCUAAAUCGUUGGCAACAAAAGUGAGUACUUUUUGGAAAUGUCCAAAUUGGGCCUAAAGUGUCAAUAUUUUGUGUGGCCACCAUUAUUUUCCAGCACUGCUUUAACCCUCAUGGGCAUGGAGUUCACCAUAGCUUCACAGGUUGCCACUGGCGCUCCCCUACCUUCCAUUUGAGGAUGCCCCACAGAUGCUCAAUAGGGUUUAGGUCUGGAGACAUGCUUGGCCAGUCCAUCACCUUUACCUUCAGCUUCUUUAGCAAGGCAGUGGUCGUCUUGGAGGUGUGUUUGGGGUCGUAAUCAUAUUGGAAUACUGCCCUGCGGCCCAGGCUCCGAAUGGAGGGGAUCAUGCUCUGCUUCAGUAUGUCACAGUACAUGUUGGCAUUCAUGGUUCCAUCAAUGAACUGUAGCUCCCCAGUGCCGGCAGCACUCAUGCAGGCCCAGACCAUGACACUCCCACCAUUAUGCUUGACUGUAGGCAAGACACACUUGUCUUUCUACUCCUCACCUGGUUGACGCCACGCACGCUUGACACCAUCUGAACCAAGUUUAUCUGACACCAUACCUAAGUUUAUCUUGGUCUAAUUGGACCACAGGACAUGGUUCUAGUAAUCCAUGUCCUUACUGUGCUUGUCUUCAGCAAACUGUUUGCGGGCCUUCUUGUGCAUCAUCUUUAGAAGAGACCAUGUAGACCAAUUUGAUGCAGUGUGCAGCGUAUGGUCUGAGCACUGACAGGCUGACUUCCCACCCCUUCAACCUCUAUAGCAAUGCUGGCAGCACUCAUACGUCUAUUUCCCAAAGACGACCUCUAGUUAUGACGUUGAGCACGUGUACUCAACUUCUUUGGUCGACCAUGGCAAGACCUAUUCUGAGUGGAACCUGUCCUGUGAAACCGCUGUAUGGUCUUGCCCACCAUGCUGCAGCUCAGUUUCAGGGUCUUGGCAAUCUUCUUAUAGCCUAGGCCAUCUUUAUGUAGAGCAACAAUUAUUUUUUUGAGAUCCUAAGAGAGUUAUUUUCCAUGAGGUGUUGAACUUCCAGUGACCAGUAUGAGAGAGUGUGAGAACGAUAACACCAAAUUUAACACACCUGCUCCCCAUUCACACCUGAGAUCUUGUGACACUAAAGAGUCCCAGGGAGGGAAAAUGGCUAAUUGGGCCCUAUUUGGACAUUUCCACUUAGGGCUGUACUCACUUUUGUUGCCAACGGUUUAGACACUAAUGGCUGUGUGUUGAGUUAUUUUGAGGGGACAUCAUAUUUAUACAGUUAUUUAGGCUGUACAACUUUACAUUGUAGCAUAGUGUCAUUUCUUCAGUGUUGUCACAUGAAAAGAUAUGAUAAAAUAUUUACAAAAAUGUGAGGGGUGUACUCACUUUUAUGAGAUACUAUAUAUUAUUAUUAUUAUUAUUAUUAUUAUUAUAUAUGGCUCUAAUACCUCCAGAUAUAUGUAACCAUAUAUAGUGAAUCAUUGAAUUACAAGUGCAAUAAAGAGUUUAGCCACAAUAUGCCACCAAAUGAUUACUUUACAUUUUUAAACUGUAAAGUGCAAUACAAAUUGAUUGAAAUAAAAAAAUACAGACUUUAUUAUUUACAUUUUAUUUAUAAAAAAAGAAAUUUUCCUCAUGAGAAAAUUUUAUAACUUAAAAAAAAAGAAAUAAUAGAAUAAGUAGCUUUCUCAGUGGCCUUAGUGACAGGUACCCACUGAUGGAGUUGGUGCCUGUCACCAGUGCUUUAUCUUUAACGAGGUUAAAAAGGCAUUUGCCUUGGGCGGCACUUUCGGGGGGACAGCAAAAAACGCCACCCCCUCCCCCGCCCAAGCGUCCUGGCAGAUGCCAUGUUUGCCUCUUUCAUGGGGGACCCAAGAGACUGGCAACCUCAGGGCCCCCCAGACGCGUUCAAGCUGCCAACAGUGCGUCAUUCUGACUCCCGGCUUCACUGAGCAGGAAGAGCUCAGAGCACAGUGCUCCCUGGCCGCCAGCAUUGGCUGACUGACCAACGGCCCGCCCGCCUGUGCCUUCAUGCCUGCCCGCCCGUCUGCCAAGCCACCAGCAGCUGGCCCCACUGGGCCCCAGGGAAGAAUCCACUCCAGCUCUCCUAAAGGUAGGGAGGCUGGGUGGAUUAAAAUUAAAUGACAGAUAAUUUGUAUUAGACAAUGUGUGUGUGUGUCAGUAUCGGUGUCUGUGAGUGUGUGUGUCUGUUUUAGUGUGUCAGUAUCAGGCUGUCUGUCACUGAAUGUGUGUGUCUGUGAGUGAAUGUGUGUGUGUGCCUGUCAGUGAAUGUUUGUGUCUGUCAGUAUGUGUCUGUGAGUUAAUGUGUGUGUGCCUGUCAGUGAAUGUGUGUGUCUGUGAGGGAAUGUGUGUGUGUCUGUCUGGAAGUGUGUGUCUGUCAGUGUAUGUCUGUGAGUUUGUAUUUGUUAGUGAAUGUAUGUGUCUGUCAGUGAAUGUCUGUGAGUGUGCGUCUGUUAGUAAAUGAGUGUUUGUCUGUUUGUGAGCAAAUUUAGAUUGGGGGGGUGCACAAGUUUCGUCAUGCCUAGGGCAGCACAAAUUUAAAAUACACCACUGCCUGUCACUGUGUGAUAUUUUUAGGGGUGAUAGGACAUGAACGGUAUGAGGGGCACCUUUUAAAGUUCUUAACACUAAAGUAAGGCAGACACCACUUCAAUCAGCGAGUGGUAAAGCGGUGCCUGCUGCCAUUCUUGCUGCCUAAAGUAAAUAUCAAAGCGGUGCCUGCUGCCAUUCUAAGUUAAAGUACACAAUGAGGGGAGGGAAGGAGCCUGGGAGUCUGUGGGCUUGGCGCAGGAUCCCAAAGGUAAAGCAGUGUCUGCCACCAUACCUUCUGCAAAGUGAAGCCAGUGCUUGGAGGGAUCUGCUAGAGCCGGGAGAGAGGAAACGAUGGAGCAACCACAUGCCUCAACUUCAGAAGGGGAAGUGGAUUUCUGACAACUCCACCGCCUGCUUCCAGCAGCCAAUAAGAGCCCAGUAGGCAUGCUAGUAAAUGGGCCAGUCUACUAAGGCCUAUUUUUGUCCCUUUUAAUUGGCACCAUUAGGAAUCAAAUGGGAACUGCUAGCCAAUGACGGUGAAGUAGGCAACUUCACAGAGUUUACACAGGUUUUAGGGACGUCAUCCAACCAUCAGAUUAGGUUUGGUUUUUUUGUGGUUUUUUUUUUAACUCACUCUUCCUUGCAACAGCACAUGGGUAGCACUGCCACUAUGGACAAGCCUCCAUUGUAUAAUUAGCCAAAACAUAACACAGAUAUAAAUAACACUGUGAAUAGUGAAUUUAUCAAAAUUAAUUCAGCAUAGACUGACACAUUGCUGAAAUAAAUGCAAUAAAACUAAUUUCAUAAAGUGUGCUUCUUUUUUCAGCUCUGUAUCAUGAGGGGCCUGCUGAGGAGGACAGCUGAUCUGGUGACAAAAAUAUACAGGACUCAAUGCAUCAUGAAUGAACCUUUUACAGUACCUUGUAAAUACAGACAUUGUACAGGACCUGGGAACACAAGACCUGCAAUUUCAUCUGUGACUACAAAUGUUCUUAUGAAAUGCAAUGUCAAAUCUUUGAUGAAUCUUCCAGGAGUGCAUGUAGAGUUAAAAAAUCUAUGUGGAUUUUAUAUUGGUUUUCAACACACAAGGACCUCUGUUCCCCAGUGUAAUUUGCUUGGAGUUUCUCGUAGGUUAUAUUCCAUCUCCUCAUCAAAACCUGGAACGCCGUUAUCUGUAACCAAAAGACCUCUAAAAGCACCGAGAACAAAACAGCCAUCCAGAGCUAAUCAACCUUUACUGUCAGACACUGUGGUAAAAAUGGAUUUAUUCACUUUUAUUUAAGUUUAGGAACAACCUCUGGCCUUGCGUAAACAGAAUAAAUAAUAGUAUUUUGAAUGUAUGUGUCAUAGUAUAUGAAAAUACAAUAAUAUAGGAUUUGUACGCACACGUCUCUGCAGUCAUCCAUCGUACCUCCAGUAUAAAGGAACUGGGUGCAUAUAAGAGCAAUGGGCUUGAUAUCAAUAUUGUCUACUUUCUUUGCUUUUCUUAUUUAGGAUCUGAUGCAGUGCACAGCCUUCGCAACAGCUGAUGAAUAUCACUUGGGUACUUUGUGCCAUGACCUGACAUUACACGGCUACUUGGAACUGCCAAUUUUGCCAAGAGGUAUCAUUUAUGUUCUUGCAAUAUCUUGACUUGUGCACUCUCGUCAUCAGCCUUAUCUCUUGUAUAAUUUGCAGAAAACACCUGUAGUCAAGCCAUCAAUCAUUUUGGCAGUAAUUGGAAGGCAUGAAAGCAAUAAAGUAAAGCUAAGGUUUUGCCCAGGAUUUAGUGAAAAGGAUAGUAAAGUAUGUCCAUGCAGAGCAAGAAGGAAAAUGUAUGAGUUCUGUGCAUGCUAUAGGACCCUCAGAGAGCUAGAUGUCAAACUACAUAUUAGUAUUUCCAUGCUUAAGUACUAGACUGACUGACAGUUCGGUAAUUUUAGCCACAGUUGCAUUGUUUUGAUGACUGUCAUUUUUUUAGAUUAUACGCUUAUAUGAACAGUUCGCUCUUCACCUAAUGUUCCCAUAUUUCAGACAUGUUUUGUUAGAAUUACUUUUUUGUCUUGUUUCACCUAUUGUACAGCACAAUAGAAUACAAAAGUAUAAAAGCCAAACAAGACACUCACAUUUGAAGUGGCUGUAUUUUGCAGGAACUUCCCUGUUUUCAGAUAAUCAAUAUGGUCACAGCAGAGGUUUCUGGGACUUGGAUGCCGUUUAUUAGAUUUAUACUUCUGAAAGCUGAACUACAAAUCACAGAAACCUUUGCUGUGCUUCUUGAUCUUCUAUCAUGUGCAGUACAACAUGAUAAAAACAUUGCUUAGAAAGUUAGUUGUGAAAUCACUUAUCUCUGUUAUAGAACCAGGAAUAUUUACAUGUUUUAGAAUAACGGAGAUGAGGCAUAUUAGGCAGGGUUAAGAUACAGCUAACAUACAGCAUGUUAUUUAGUACAAAAAAAAAUAAAAAUACAAAUUUGAGUUGGUACCUCUAUGGUAAAGUCAUAGUGGAACAUGUGUUAAAAGUGAAAUCUAAGCCAAAGCAACUUAGAGGGACACUCUAGGGACUAUAACCAUUGCAUCUUAUUGACGUGGUUAUAGUGCCAGAAAUCAUCUGGUGCAAUCUCUCCAUUCAGUGUUAAACCACUUCGUAACAGAUUAACACUGAAUGAGGGUCCCUAGCUACAUUUUUUUGUUCAAAGAGAUUUCACGGAGUCAAACUCUGGGAGAUAGAUAGCCACUAGAGGCAGUUUCUCUAAAAUUUCAAUGUUUUACAUUGCAGGGUUAAGGAAACAGGGACACUACACCCAGAGCACUUCAAAGAGAUAAAGUGAUCUAGGGACCUAUAGUGUCCCUCUAACUACACUGUCAACAUCAAUUUUUAGUUUGAAAAAAUAGACGAAAGGAAGGGGUAGAUCGUCAGCUCCACAAAAGCGGGUCAGAUCUACUCACAUCCACACAUACCUCCUAAUGUCAACGUAGCAUAAAAAAUGGUAAAAACUUUUAUUAAUAAACAUAAGAAAUAAAAAAGGAGGAUAAUGCUAGAUAUUCAAAACCCAAUAUACCAAAAACAAACGUGUCACAAACGUGAAACAGUGAAGAAUAUACGUAAUAAAAUACCCGGGUACACUCAUACCGAGAGGUCCGGCACGGAUAAUGAGGGGUUCUGGAUGACUAAAAGUAUAUGGGCCAGACUAGGUCCACAGCUAGCAACACACGAACCCCAGAAAGCCUGAUAUCCAAAUUCUAAAUGACACCUCCAGGUAUAGUGAGGUCCUAACCAAGUAGAAAUCUAGUUCCCAAUUAAAGUCUAUACUUGGUUUAAGUAUAAGGUAAAAAUAGAGCCACUAGAAAGGACCCCAGUAUGUAAAGGACUGCUUAUAUAAGCCUAUCAGAAAAAAGGUGGCUAGCAAACCUCCCUUUAUACGGGGAUAUAGUUGAGGAGUAGACAGCCGGUAUCAUUAGGGAGCCUCUAGUGGCGGGGUGAGUAUAUCCAAAGAGAAGAGCUUCCCCAUAAUCUCCUUAUCAAAUACAGUCAAUUUAACUUUGACCCAUAUGACCCCCCUCUCAGUAUAGAAAAAAGACUCAAAGCUAAACUCAAAAUAAUAGUUCUGUAACUUAAACAGAAAUAAAAAGGACCGAGAUUGCCUGGUCCAUGAGUAAGAGGGAGAUGGAGGUCUAUAUAAAAGAAGAAAAGUAAGGAGUAGGAGAAACCAAAGGUAGUCACAUACAGGAGCAGCACCCUAGUACGCCCUAAAAUAGCUCACUAACUUGAAGGUGAAAACUGGCAUAUCUACCUGCUGCUUCAAGGCAGCCUCAAAAUAACCCUAAAUAGUAGAGCGGAGGAGCAUAGUCAAAGUCAUUAUUAAUAGGAUAAAUGAAAGUAAAGGCAUCAAAGUGACCCAGGUAAAGUUAAAAUAAAAAAAAGGAAAUUCUAGCAAAGUGUAUGCAUCGGCAAAAUAAAGCUUGAUGCGCGUUUCCGCGUUUCCAUACGCCUUUAUCAAGAGCUGACCGGCAAGUGCAAGAGAGACUCCUUAUAAAGGUACGAAAGGACACACCUCCUUUUGUUAACACCCAAUCCAAGCGGGCAAGUGGGUCAGGAGCAGAGUACCUCCCUCUCACUCCCUAUAGGCCAAUCAGAUUCUAUCCCUAGAGGCUCAUAGCCAAUCAGGAACGUAGAAGUCCGUGUACUGGCAUUGGCUGAGGGGGUGUAUAGUAAUCACCCCAUGGUUCUGUCUCUGCCCAUCGGACAGUAAGUCUAAAAUAGAAUAAGGUAAAAUAGGCAGACAGCCAGGAGAACUGUCAACACAGGGCAACAAUCUGCAAAAAACUAUAUAAAAAUACGGAUGUGGCUAUCGUCAUAGUUGCAAAGUGGCUAUCAGAGAGGCACUGUGCUGGCAGUCGGCAGGGAGGAAGUGAGAGAGGACCCGGGAGCUCAGCCUGCAGCAUCUCCAGGUCCUCCUCUCGUGAGCAGGGAGCGGUGCCGCGGUUACCACAGCAACGCUCCAAAUCUCGCGAGAGUGAACUCUAGCCCUGGAGUUAUGGGCUAGAGUUCACUCCUACCACCGGACCACCAGGGAUGGAGAAAUGUCCCCCCUCCUCCCAGUGAAGGUAAGAAGGGAGUAUUUAUUUAUUUUAAUUAAAUUUAAAAAAAUAUUAUAAAAAAAAGCCCCCCUACCCUUCUUAUCACACACACACACUCUACACACAUACACUACCCCCAUACACACACACUGCCCCCAUACACACACUGCCCCCCAUACACACACACACUGCCCCCAUACACACACACUGCCCCUAUACACACACACUGCUCUCCAUAGACACACACUGCCCCCAUAGACACACACUGCCCCCUAUAGACACACACUGCCCCCAUACACAUACACUGCCCCCCAUACACACACACUGCCCCCCAUACACACACUCUACACACAUACAUUAUCCCCAUACACACACACUGCCCCCAUACGUGUGUUGCUACCUGUAGACCUAGUGUGGCCCAUAUACUUUUAGUCAUCCAGAACCCCUCAUUAUCCGUGCCGGACCUCUCGGUAUGAGUGUACCCGGGUAUUUUAUUACGUAUAUUUUUCACUGUUUCACGUUUGUGACACGUUUGUUUUUGGUAUAUUGAGUUUUGAAUAUCUAGCAUUAUCCUCCUUUUUUUUAUUUCUUAUGUUUAUUAAUAAAGGUUCUUACCAUUUUUUAUGUUACGUUGACAUUAGGAGGUAUGUGUGGAUGUGAGUAGAUCUCACCCGCUUUUGUGGAGCUGUCGAUCUACCCCUUCCUUUCGUCUAUUUUUUCAGUACGUCUUGGGGUCAAGCCCUAUUUAUAUCUCCUGUAACCUUUCUGAGGUACUGGUGCUGGUGUUGCCCAACACCACAACCUCUCUAUCUUUUUAAGAUCAAUUUUUAGUUAGUAGUGCCAAACAUAAGUUUCCUGAAGAAGUGCUUCCCAUAGCAAUAAGCAAUACAGGGCCGUUUUUAACGCGGGGCAAAUGGGGCAGCUGUCCCGGGCCCUUUUACUUCUAGGGGGCCCAAGGCAGCUGCCCCAUGGGCCCUGCUGCCCUCGACAACUUUCUCCCCCCCUCCCACGGACCCCUGGUGCAUCCUGUUGCCUGCACACUAAGAAGGAUGGGCCACCCGGUGGGCGUUUGUAAGCAGGGGCCCGGUCCCACGCUGUGGCCCUUUAACUGCCGUGAGUCACUUCCUCCCAGAGAGAGACGCACGGGAGAGACCACACCAGGGAAGCAGAGAGGAGCGGGGCUGGUCUGGAUUGCCCUUGGCAACCCCCAACAGCCCCAGCCACCACUCUGGACACCAGGGAAGCAAUCCUUCAAGGUAGGAAAUGGGGAGUAGAUUUAAAAGUGUGAAUGUGUCAGUAGGUUGUCUGUCAGUAUAUGUGUGUGUCAGUAUGCUUGUCAAUGGGUAUGUCAGUAUGUCUGCCAGUGUAUGUCUUUGUGUGUGUGCAGGUACGUAUCUUACAUGAGGCAAACAAGGCAUCUGCCUUGGGCGGCACUUUGCAGGGGGCGGCAAAAAAAGCCACCCCCAAACGCCCAGGCAGAUCCUUUGCUUACCUCGUUUCCUGGGGGGCUCAAGAGCUGGCCAGCUGGCCACUUUUGAGCCCCUUGAGGCAGGGGGUGGGCAACGGGCAGCGAGGGAGCAUGCUCAGCUCCCUCGCGCGCUGCUUAAUGAAGUCGGGAGCCGGAAUAUGACGUUAGACCGGCUCCCGGCAUCACUAAGCGACACGUGAGGGAGCUGAGCAGGGGAAUUAGAGCUCCCUUGCCGCCUACUCUGCCUGUCCACCCUCUGCCUGCCCGCCCAGCAGCCCUACUAGACAGAUAAAUAAUCCACUCCAGCUCUCCCAGGGAGGCUGGGUGAAUUUAAAAUAAAAAAAUAUUAUAAUAAUUUAAAGUGUUGGUGGUAAUGUCUGUGUGUGUGUGUGUCUGUGAGUGUGUGAAUGAGUGUAUGUGAGUGAAUGUGUGUGUGUGUCUGUAAGUGUGUGUGUCUGUAAGUGAAUGUGUGUGUGUGUGUCAGUCAAUGAAUAUGUAUGUGUCGGUCAGUGAGAGUGUGCGUCUGUCAGUGUGUGUCCGAGUAAUAGUGUGUGUCCUCCUAUCAGUGUGUCAAAGUGCGGCCUUGACUGGAAGGGGUGGGGAAAAUUUUAAUUAAGGGGGUCGUGGAGGCUGCCCGAGCACUGUCCUGCCUAGGGCAGCACAAAUCCUAUAUACACCACUGUGUUUGUGUCUGUGUGUCAUUAUGUUUGUCAGUGUGUGUCAGUAUGCCUAUCAGGGUAUGUUUGUCAGUAUGUCUGUCAGUGUGUCAGUAUGUCUGUCAGGGUAUGUGUCUGUGUGUGUGUCAUUAUGCCUGUCAGUGUGUUUGUGUGUGUCAGUAUGUCUGUCAGUGUGUUUGUGUCUGUCUGUGUCAGCAUGUCUGUCAGUAUAUAUGUGUGUGUGUCAGUAUGUCUGCCCGUGUAUAAGUCUGUGUAAGUAUGUUUGUGAAAGGUGUGAUUGCAUGCCAGGGAGUGUGGGGUGCCCAGGGGGCCCAAGAAAAUGCUUUGUCCAGGGUCCUAGUAAUAUUAAAGACGUCCUGACGCAACAGCUUCUGCACAGGCUAAUAUCACUUGUAAUGAAGAAGACAUGAAGGCCAUGAUCCCUACCGAAUAGGCACAAAUGGCUUAAAACUUCUACAAGAGUUCAGUUGGUGGGAGAGCUGUUUAACUACACUACUGUGAAGGAACAUGUAAAUCUGUCAACUCUCUAUAUUCUGUGCAUUUCAUUUUAUUUUAUAGAUGCAUCCAAUGUGUUGCUAGUCGAAGUAGAAAGUACUGCCAAAGAAAAUGAUACAGGGAUUAUCUUUUUCUUCAGGUACAGAUGUUUCAUUUCCUUCAUUUUUACAUCUUCUAUCUUCAUUCCAACCACAAACUCUUUAAAACACAAACUAAAUUGUACACAUUUGUUUUAUACUCACUAGAUGGACGCAAGUUUCUUUUCAGCUAUGUAACUAAUUUGUUGACCAUGUAAGAUCCUCCAUAGACAGAUCCAAUUCCCUGCAGCUGGUACUGAUGACAGAUGGAGGUUUGACACUGCUAGAUGGUGGUAACUACGUCUAGAAGUCCAUCUAGAAUUGUCAGGGUUAGGAAAUAUACAGAGACAACAUAGUCACUGCUUUGUUACUGUAUAUCUCUUGACUAGGUUGGAAUUUCAAUGAAAUUCCAACACAAUCAAAAUGAGUCUUUCAUAGAUUCUAUCUUUAUGAAAUACUAAUUUUUCAAGGGGGGGAGGGGGGAGGGAGUUGGUUUUGUUGUAUAGACCAUGCCCCUGCAGUCUCACUGCUCAGGUCUUUGCCAUUUAGUAGUUAACUUAUCACUUUAUGAAGGCCCAGUUAUACCUCCCUGCAUGUGACCUACACAUUUCCUGGAAAGAGAGAUCUAAUGUUUAAACUUCCUUUUUUGCACAGUCUUUUUUCAUUUUAAAUGUAUUAUCGCCUGCUCAGGAAAUAAAACCUUCCAAAGUGAGUUAAGAUAUGAAAAUUAAACCAAUUUUUUUCUUGCAGGCUAUAUCCUGGGAAGGUGUAGCUAGAUCUACAUGAAACAAAAGUUAUUAAACUCCUAAAUGUCAGAUAAUUGAGCAGUCAGAUUGCAUGGACAUGAUACGUACAUCCAAACUGCUUCAUUAAGCUAAAGUUGAUUUGAUACCUGUAGUGUCCCUUUAAUUCCCCCCCCACAAAAAAAAAUAUUUAUUGUGACUCUUAAAGGAACACUCUAACAUUAAAAAUAAAUAUAUUUAUUUAUAAUGGUUUAUAAUAGUAUAGUGUUCCUGAGCUUUAGAUUAUGCCCUUUCUCACUCUUUAAAAUAAGAAAACAGGACAUCUCUUUGCUGCAGCCACUUUUCUUCUUUUGACAUCAUCUGCCUGGAUGAUCUCUGGUUAAACCCAAUGCAACUCAUAAAAAGCCUACAUGCAUACCGUGUUUCUCCGAAAAUAAGACCGGGUCUUAUAUUAAUUUUAGUCACAAAAAACACACUAGGGCUUAUUUUCAGGGUAGGGCUUAUUUAUUUACGGUACCGGUAUGUACAUUGAACAACAUUUAAACAACUUUUCUUCAAAUACCGGUACAGUCAUCUUCAUUUUCCUUUGAACCAUUGGUCCUAAUCUCUCAUUUACAGCAAUAUAUGGUACAGUAGCUCUCCCUACCGUAAACAACAUUUAUUCAAUUACAAUCAUGUCAUCUUCUUCUGGAAUAUCAUCAUAACUCUCCAAACCCUGAUUGCCAGCCUGAAUUUCUUGCAUCUCCAUUUCCUUUUGAACCAUUGGGCCUAAUCUCUCAUGUAAAGCAAUAUAGCUCUCCUUAAACGAGUACUUCUUGUCCAUGUAGCCUGCUCGUAGUGCUUUGGCAACACAGCUGUCAGUGAUUUUAUCCCAUGAAUUCUUCACCCAUGUCACGACCUCUAGCAGUUUAGGCUUCACAAAGUUUCCACGCUGAUUUCUGACCAAUCUAUUUUCAGAGUAUUCAUUGAUUUCCGUGCGCAAAUGGUCCUUGAAUGGUUUAUUUAUUGCAAUAUCAAGAGUUUGGAGAUAAGCAGUCAUUCCUGCGGGAAUCAUUACUUGAUCUAUUCUUCUCUCUGCAAGGAAGUUCUUCAUGUCUUUUGCGCGGUGAGUGCUGGCUGAAUCCCAGACUAGCAGACCUCUUUGGCCACCUCUCAGAACAAGUGGCAGCAUUAAAUCGAUCCACUUUCUUAUAACUGCUUGUGUGCACCAGGCUUUUUCUGUUUCAAGAACAUAAAUGCCUGAAAUGCGUUCAAUCUUAUCUUUCUUUCCCUUUGCGAUAAUUAGAGGUGUGGCUUUUGUUCCAUCCAGACGAAUUGCCAAAACACAAGUAACACGUGCACUUUCAUAACCAGUGGAGGGAACGUAGAUUGAGGAGGCUCCCCUCUGAUCAAUUGUCGUUUGAGAUCCUUGGCCCAUAUACACUGCAGUUUCAUCCAUCGCAAUCAUGUUGGAGAGUUGGUAUUUAGAAAAGUCUAUGCCAUCAAUAAAGAACUUGAAUGCAAGUGCACGUUUAACAACUUCAUUAUCUUCCAGCUUGAACAGUGUUGUCGAUCUUCUUAGAGACAGUUCAUAUUGCUUAAGGAAGCCAUCCAGCCAGUGGUGUGAUGCUUUGAAAUCUUCUGUGGAUAUGUCUAAUUGUGGUGCUAUUUCAAGGGCAAAUGCUUGAAUAUCAGCCCUGCGCACAACCAAAGCCUUUGCUCUCUUGUCAGCAAUCCAUUCACAGAUGACAUCUUCCAGCUCAAGAUAUAAUGGCUGGCGACCUGAUCCACACUUGCGCUUCUUAGCAUUUCCCUCGUCCACCUUUUGACUGAGGUUACCAUACUCUGCUCGCCAUUUUCGGACCAUUCAGAGAUCUAACUUCAUCUCUUUGCAGAAAGUGGUCAGAUUCUUGCCGUGGGAGUCCUCCACGAUUCCUUUCUUGUACUCGACAGAAUAGCUCUUUCUCUUUGCACUCAUCUUGUCUGGGGAUCAAAAUACCGUACUGUCUAAUUAAUCCACCCCCCUCUAAUUAAUCUUUAAUUAAUCCACCCCCUCUAAUUAAUCCACCCCCUUUAAUUAAUCCAGCCCACCCUUUAAUUAAUCCACCCCCUUUAAUUAAUCCACCCCCCUCUUUAAUAAAUCCACCCCCUCUCCACCCCCCUUUAAUCCACCCCUUUAAUUAAUCCACCCCCCUAAUUAAUCCAGCCCACCCUUUAAUUAAUUCACCCCCCUCCUCUAAUUAAUCAGCCCACCCUUAAAUUAAUUCACCACCCCUUUAAUUAAUUCACCCCCUCUAAUUAAUCCACCCCUCUAAUUAAUCCAGCCCACCCUUUAAUUAAUUCACCCCCCCUUUAAUUAAUUCACCCCCCUCUAAUUAAUCCAGCCCACCCUUUAAUUAAUUCACCACCACUUUAAUUAAUUCACCCCUCAUUAAUCCAGCCCACCCUUUAAUUAAUUCACCCCUCUAAUUAAUCCAGCCCACCCUUGAAUUAAUUCACCCCCUCUAAUUAAUCCAGUCCACCCUUUAAUUAAUUCACCCCCCUUUAAUUAAUUCACCCCCUCUAAUUAAUCCAGUCCACCCUUUAAUUAAUCCAGCCCACCCUUUAAUUAAUUCACCACCCCUUUAAUUAAUUCACCCCCUCUAAUUAAUCCAGCCCACCCUUUAAUUAAUUCACCCCCUUUGAUUAAUCCACCCCCUCUUUAAUAAAUCCACCCCUCCUUUUAAUUAAUCCACCCCCCCCCCCUCUAAUUAAUCCACCCCCUCUAAUUAAUCCACCCCCCUUUAAUUAAUCCACCCCCUUUAAUUAAUCCACCCCCUCUUUAAUAAAUCCACCCCCCUUUAAUUAAUCCACCACCCCCUCUAAUUAAUCCACCCCUUUAAUUAAUUCACCCCCUCUAAUUAAUCCAGCCCACCCUUUAAUUAAUUCACCACCCAUUUAAUUAAUUCACCAACCCUUUAAUUAAUUCACCCCCUCUAAUUAAUACAGCCCACCCUUUAAUUAAUUCACCCCCUUUAAUUAAUUCACCCCCCUCUAAUUAAUCCAGCCCACCCUUUAAUUAAUUCACCACCCCUUUAAUUAAUUCACCACCCUCUAAUUAAUCCAGCCCACCCUUUAAUUAAUUCGCCACCCCUUUAAUUAAUUCACCACCCUCUAAUUAAUCCAGCCCACCAUUUAAUUAAUUCACCACCCCUUUAAUUAAUUCACCCCCCUCUAAUUAAUCCAGCCCACCCUUUAAUUAAUUCACCACCCCUUUAAUUAAUUCACCCCCUCUAAUUAAUCCAGCCCACCCUUUAAUUAAUUCACCACCCCUUUAAUUAAUUCACCCCCUCUAAUUAAUCCAGUCCACCCUUUAAUUAAUUCACCCCCUUUAAUUAAUCCAGCCCACCCUUUAAUUAAUUCACCACCCCUUUAAUUAAUUCACCCCCCUCUAAUUAAUCCAGCCCACCCUUUAAUUAAUUCACCACCCUUUAAUUAAUUCACCCCCUCUAAUUAAUCCAGUCCCCUUUAAUUAAUUCACCCCCCUUUAAUUAAUUCACCCCCCUGCCCCCUUUAAUUAAUUCAGUCCCAGACAUAAAAUAUCUACCGGUACUCACAUUUCAAAGAUUCCUUGCCGAGUCCGACCACUGGGUGCCUCACCGCCCGGAAAUGGAUCCUUCCGCUGAAGAUCCGUGAAGGCAGACUGACGGCGCUGCGAAAUGUCGUCAUCACGUUGCGUGAUGCCGCGGCCCGCAACGCUCCUCCUACAGUAGAAGAAGGAAGUCUCGCCGCAAAGGUGCAAUGCCUAGGUCUUAUUUUCGGGGUAGGGCUUAUAUUGCAGCCCACCCCGAAAAUCCGACUAGGGCUUAUUUUCGGGGUAGGGUUUAUUUUCGGGGAAACACGGUAGCAAUUCACACUCAGCUAUUUGGAUACUUUUUAUCGAAAAGUAUUGCUUCUCUGUGAAAUGCAUUCACGUUUGGUGGCAUCAUGCUGUGCACGAUGUCGCAAAAUGUGAAGUCUUUCAAUAAUUGAAAGUCUCCGUAGAGAAAGUUCCACCAAUCGGGACACAUUAAUGGCAAAAUUCCCUCAACAGCAUGUUUCACAUUGCCAAACAAAAGGGCCAGGGUCUAAAUUAAGAUGAUAUGGUUUUGUUGCUUAGAAUGUCCUUUUAAACAGGAGUAGUGGUCAGUUAAUGAAAAUAUGCUCCAUGAUUAGAAGUGGGGCAGUCUGUAUUUAAAUCUGAUCUCAUACUCUGAUAUAAUCUGAAUAUAGCAACCCAGGCAAUGUUACAGAUAUAUAGCGCUAUUCAUUAAUACAUGUGUAUGUUGUUAUAACAGGGAAGGGGCUGUUGUAUUCUGGAAUGUCGAAGAAAAAACUGUAAGUAAAGCUAUAAGCAAACGUUUUUAAGCAAGUAAAUGAAUAUGGCUUUUGAGAGUACGAAUAAUUGUUUUACAGCUUCUGAGAGUGAGAAAUAUAUUUAUGUGGAUGAGAGUGGAAGGGUUUAUGGUGCUGAAGAUGGCAUGGAUGUUACUGUGGAGAAAGAAUUUGGAAGUUGGCUUUAAAAAAAGAACAGAGACUAUAAAUCUUGGGAAUUAUAAAAUAUGGCGGCCUGGAAAGUAUGGCUAUAUAAAAGUUAAGUGAUCCGAAACAGCUAUGGAGGUAUUGCUAUUAAGUAUAUCAGCACAUACUUUUUAAAAACAUCAAAUGGUGUGUGUAUAUAUGUGAGAAAUGUAACCUGUACAAUAUGUUUUUAAUUAGAGUUUGUUCAUUCUUCAAGCUCAAGGGACACUCUAGGCACCAUAAUCACUAGAGUUGUCACUAAAACUGAAAUCAUAGAUGAACAUUUUGACUCUUACCUUGCCAUGUCGGGUGCAAGCCAUCCUUUUAGUUUGAGUUGGUUUGAUAAAACAGAAGUUAAGACGUCUGCAUUAUCAUACCAGUGUUAUAUGGUAUUUGUUGUGUGUCAGCUGACGGAUCUUAGUUACUGAAAAUUGUUUGCACCUAGUAUGAAUUGGUAUGAUAAUACGGAAGUAUGAAAUUACGCAUCUUCAGACCAACAUAGACCAGAAGUACCCAGCCACCCAAAAGAAAAAUUUAAGCUUUUUCAAACUGUUCAUAAAUAGUUUAACAGAUUACCGGUGGACUGUGUUGUAGUGGUUAUAGUGUAUAGAAUUUUUUUUUUAUUAAAAAUACUGCACUGAAAACACUAUAUAUUGUAUAAUUUGAGGCCAGCCUUCUAAUGCGGCAUCUUUCAUUAUUUGCAUCAUCUUUAUUAUGCGUGUUGGUACAGAUUGUGGUCUUUUUUUUUUUUAUAAGGAAAGAUAUCAUUGUUUAGGAUUUUUGCAUAAAUUGCACAUUAUGAUAGGAAUUUAGUGUAACAUUAAAGGGACACUAUAGUCACCAAAACAACUAUAGCUUUAUGAAGCAGUUUUGGUGUAUAGGUCAUGCCUCUGCAGUCUCACGGCUCAAUAUUCUACCAUUUAUUAAUUAAAUCACAUUGUUUAUGCAAUCCUAGUCACACCUCCCUGCAUGUGACUUACACAGCCUUCCUAAACACUUCCUGAAAAGUGAGAUCUAAACUGUACACUUCCUUUAUUGCAAAGUCUGUUUAAUUUAGAAUUUAUUAUCUCCUGCACUGCUAAUAACUUGCUAGACUUUGCAGGAGCCUCGUGUGUGAUGAUUAAAGUUAUAUUUACAGAGCAGGAGAUAAAAUUAGGAACACGUAAGGUAACAUCAGAUUGAAUAUGAAAUUGUUUUUUUUCAUGCAAGCUGUGCAACAACCAGGGGAGGUUUGACUAGUUCUGUAUUAACAGAAACAAACGUGAUUGAACUCUUAAAUGACAAUGAGACUUAACGGUUAUGAUCUAUACACAAAAACUGCUUCAUUAAGCUAAAGCUGUUUUCGUGAUUAUAGUGUCCCUUUACUCAUAAAGUAACCUGGCCAACAGGGUUUGCAUCUCUCUGCUGUAACAUUAUUUGUAAUGUCUCUUCUGGGUAACAUAAAGUGAAACAGUGGACUAAAAGUGACUAUAUAAUAUAUUACAAACAGAAUAAAAAGGAACAAAAGUAAUACUUCUAUGUUUCUUACUGUGCUUAAGUGUUAGUAGUAGGCAGGCUGACCCCCUCACUAGGUGUUAUGUCACAAGUGGUUUAAAUGUGGAGCACAACUGCAGAUUAUAAAUUUCCUUAUUUUUAUAAUAGAGAGUGAAAUGAGAUUCCUUUAAAUAAUAAGGUUACUGUAGCUUUAAGGCAGAGUGGCUUUUGCAGGUUGUUAGUUGAAGACAUAAAGCAUUAAUAAUUGUAAUAGUAUUUUAGUAGUAGCAGAUUUUAGCAAGCAGGUAACAGUUCAUUAGCAAGUAAGAACUCAGAGAUAGUAUUAAAUUGUAUAUUUAUGAUUGUUGGGAGUUGUCCUCCAAAGGAAGGUUAGUUUGAGUCUGCAGGAUGGUUAAACAUCUAACAGUCCGGUUUCCUGUAUUUAGGAAGAGAGCAGGUAAAUCCAAUACACGGUCUGUGGUCAGAGGGAGAUGAGAAGGCAGAAAUCCGUUUAGACAGUCCAAGGUUCGGUACACAGUAUUCACGGAGAAGAGCUUAGCCGGCAAUGUGAUUGCGGAAGUAACAACCAGAAAUCACUAAGCAAUUUUGAAUCUGGCGCGGUCUCUCUAUAAAGCUUGAGAGAGCCGCGUCAGAGAGGGGGCGGGGACAGUUCUGCAUACCGGAAAUGCUGGAACGGUGCCGAAAAGAUAAGUCCUGACACUAGGAAGAGAUGCCUCUCAUUCUGGUCAGUGGAGUCUGUCCUAAUCCCAUAAGAGACUUUCAAUGGAUUGUGACCUAAUCCUGCCAAGAAGGGGUCCUUGAGCACAGUCCAACUUGUGCAUGUUGUGUGCUCAUGCCAGACACAAUAACAACACAGGUAACUCAGAACCAGAUGUUCCAGGAGCCUGUUCAAUAAAUAUGAAUGGAUGUCAUAAGGUCCUCUUGAUUCUAAGAGUGGGUACAGGGUAUUCUCUACUGCACUAACUUUAAGAUAAUGUAAAGUUGUUAUUGUGCUUAGAUAGACCCUUUAAGUGCAGAAGACUGCUGAAAUCUAUUUACUACAGCUCACUAAUAAACACUAAGUAUGUAAAGAUUUGUCAAUUUUGAGACUUUGCAUAUUUUGACAUCUCUGAUUAAGGUCUGGUGGCCAUGGGGUGCAGGUUACUUCUUACGUGAAGUUGUCCCUCAUGGCCACCUCCAUCUUCUUCCAGGAGACCCUUUUCAGUUCCUGCCACAUCACCUGCCAGGAUCUGUGUCAGGGAUGUAUUUUCAUACAUAUGCAAUAGUGCAACACUGAGGUCUAUGGAGAAUUCCGCAGGAGCCUCCAUAGAUCACAUCAUGCGACAAGUGAGAUGAUGCCUGUACUGCUGCUGGGAUUGGACAAAAGUUGACCUCAGGCUUUACUAUAACACAAAGUAGUCCUAGUUUGUCUUAUGGUAUCUUUGGAUUGCAUAGUCAGUAUGACAGUUGUCCUUUUUAAUAGUGCUUUUUUUCCCCACCAGAUGAAACAUGUGAUGCAAAUUCUGGAGCGUCAUGAAAUACAACCAUAUGAGGUGGCGCUGGUUCACUGGGAGAAUGAAGAGAUUAAUUAUAGCUUUGGAGAGUAAGCAGCCUUUUCAUCUCGUUAAAACAGGUCACUGUGCGAUCAUUUUCAUCUUUGUUGGUUAGUUCAUACCGUGGUGUACUUGCAUUGCAUGAGACCACCACCUAAAGUUGCAUAUGCUAAUAGGUCACUGUGCGUGCAAGCACACACACACAUACACACACAUUUUCUCGCUCUCUUUAGAAUUUCCCCUGAAUAAUUCAAUAGCCCGUAAGCUUAUGCAUUUACCCCUAAGUACUAAAUAUAUCCAUCUUGCGGCUACACAUUACAGUGGCACUGUCAUUUGUAUUUUUUUCGGUUUUUCUUUCCUUAUGACCGUUGUUUCUUAAUAAUUAUACAUUCCGUCUUACAAGAUGAAUUUCUUUAUAUUAUAUAUUAUCUUUUCUUCCACUUGCUGGCUCUUAAUAUCUGAAUGUCGACAUUUUCUUUUCCUCUGUCAAUGAUGUCUGCUGUUUGCCUUGCUGUAGGAUUCUUUUGAUUGCUAAAUUAUCAAUAAAUUACCUUGGCAACUGAAAAGGAUCCUUGUUUAAAGGAACUCUGUAGGCACUGCUUCAUCUCAUUAAUGUGGUUAUAAUGUCUAGAGUCCCCCCUGACACCAUCUUUCCAACCAGUGUUAAAUAGUUUUUGAUGUUUUAAAAGGACACUCUAAGCAUGUUAACAACUUUAACUCAAUAAUGUGGUUGUGUGUAUAGAUCAUACCCAUUCAGUCUAGCUGCUCAGUUCUCUGCCAUUUAGGAGUCUAAAUGGCACUGACUUCCCCCACCCUUCCUGAAAAAUUAGUAUUUCAUAAAGAUAGAGUCUUUCUAAAAUACUAAUGUGACUGUGUUGGAAUUUUACUGAAAUUCCACCCUAGUCAAGAGAUAUACUGUACAUUCCCUACACUUGAAACCUCUAGACAUUGGACAGAGCUCCCCAGCCAUCACCAAUGAUGGGUGAAGGGAAUUGGCACUAUGUAUGGAGGAUCCCAUAUCCCAUGUAUUGGAUCCCGGGAGCUGAGGAGAACCCGCGAGAGAACCAUGAGUGCACCUAUGAGACACAGGUUCAGGCAAAUAGAACUCACCUUUACAUUCCAGCACCAAGCGUUAUUGUCACUGUUGGGGAUGCAAAUUCUGCAAAGUCCCGAGACAGUGACCGUGAUGUUUUACAUAACUUUUAUGCAGCCUUAGUGAGCUCAUUUGGGCAGGUUCCUCUUCACCUUCGGGUCCUGUAUGUCAUACAUGUUUUGUUAAAAUUAAAUGUUUGUCUUGUUUUUUUAUUGUACAGCUCUGUGAAAUAUGUUGGCACACUGUAAAACAUUUGAAUUGCUCCUCAAUGAGACUUACACAACCUCCCUACACACUUCCUAAACACUUCCUGAAAAUGAAUCAAUUUAUUUUAGCUUCCCUUGUUACACAGUGUGUUUAAUUCAAUUUAGAAUUUCUUCUGUCCUAUUCUCUUAAUAGCCUGAGCUCACAAUGGCCUUACAUGCAUGAGCAAAAUCCAUUAAACACACUGCACUGUAAGAUCUGAUUGAAAAUGAAACCAUUUUACUUUGCUGGCCACGUGAGUCACAGCCAGGGAAGUUGUGGCCUGGGCUGGAUAAAUAGAAAUAAAAGUGAUAUUAAAGGGACACUAUGGUCACCAGAACAACUACAGCUUAUUGCAUUAGUUCUGGUGAGUAUAAUCAUUCCCUUCAGACUUUUUGCAGUAAACACGGUAUUUUCAGAGAAAAUGCAGUGUUUACAUUGCAGCCUAGUGAUACCUCCAGUGGCCACUCCUCAGACAGCUACUAGAGGUGCUUCCUGGGGCAGUGCGGCAAAGUGUGGAGCACUGCCAUUCAGUGUUUCCACUCUCUGCAUGCAGACACUGACCUUUCCUCAUAGAAAUGCAUUGAAUCAAUUCAUCUCUAUGAGGAGAAGCUGAUUGGCCAGGACUGUGUUUGACUUGUGCUGGCUCUGCCCCUGAUCUGCCGCCUCCUUGACAGUCUCAGCCAAUCCUAUGGGGAAGCAUUGUGAUUGGCUCAGAUUACCGCUUCUGAUGAUGUCAGCAGACACAGGCAGUUUCAGAGGCAAACAGGGGCAGAAGUAGCAGCUGCAAACUUGAAGACAAGUAACAUUUUACAAUAUUUAGGGUGGCAAGAGGGAGUCAGGGGGGCUAGAUGAUGGUUUUAACACUAUAGGGUCAGGAAUACAUGUUUGUGUUCCUGACCAUACAGUGCUCCUUUAACUCCUGAAAGGCAGAGAAUUGAGCAGUGACUACAGAGGGCAUGAUCUACAUACUAAAACUGCUUCAUAACUGCUUCAUAAACCACAGUUGUUGUGUAAGGUGUACCUUUGAUGCUAAAUGUGAGCUCCCCACAACCUAUCCCCUAUGUGCUGCUUGGACUAAUAAGCAAGCAUUGACUGGCCACAUUCAGCCUAUCACAGUACUCAUUGCAGGUAUGAAUUGGUAUGGCUAGAAGGAAGUGUGUAAUCCCUUCCUUAUCCAUAUUUCCAGUGAAUGCCUAGUUGUGUGCUGCCAGGGACCCUUAAUUAGUGUCAAACUGCUUGAAAAUGGUUUAACAAUUAAUGUAUUGACAGCACCAGGGGAUCACAGACAUCGUAAAUAAUUCAAAAAAAUUUUUAAUCCCUCGCUGCGCACAUGAAACAUUAGCGCCCAGCCUCGGCCCCCCAGGAUAAGAGGCAAAAAGCCGCCCCCCUGAAAGUGCCACCCAAGGCAAAUGCCUGUCAGCCUUGCACUAGAUACAGCGCUCGUGGUGUGUCACUGACAUUAUUUUUGACCAUUGCAAUUCGGUCAAGAUCACUCUCAGUUCUUCCUCACAUUUAGAGAUGUAUGGGGGUAAGUGGGGACUUGUUGCUGAAAGCAGCAUUUGGUAUAGCAUAGAGACACCCCUGGCUAUGGACUUGCUGCGUAAGCAAAGAUCCUCGAACUGUGUUGGGGUUCUACUGAGAUUCUGCUUUGGGUUUAUCGAUUGGACAAAAAGCUGUAGUUGGUGGUAUUGAAAUUUUUCUAAGAACGAUAAUGCCCCAACCUUUCUUUAUGCAUAAAAAACUAAGGUGCCUUUCAAAAAAUAAGAGGGAAUAGAUGGGCAAAAAAAAAACAACCCAAAACCCUGCAACGUAACAGUGCCACUUAAAAACUCUGUGCAUGCCCAGGGGAGCGGCUAUUUGUAUAGAUACAAAUAUUCCUACCAACAUAAAAGGAACACAAUUACUUUAUAUGCAGGAGAAAAAUACAGGACCAUGUUUGUAAGUAUUGUGGAAAGUACCAGGCCCAAGACAACUAGAGCUCUAAAGUAAGAUCCAAUACAACUAGAGCUCUAAAGUAAGAUCAAUGUCAAUCUAGUAUUAAUAGUAUUAAUAUUGCUUAAAAAAAACUAAUAUUAAUAUUUAAACUUUUUUGAGCAAUAUUGCCUUACAAUUUCUAUAAAAUGUAAAAAAUAUAUUAUUUUUUUCCCAAACAUGUCUUGCAGGGGUCACUCGAAGUUGGUGAAUGGUGAAAUUCUGCUGAGUUCCCUCUUAGAAGCAGAUAAUGCAAUCUUAGAGAAGUUUGCAUUUUCCAAUGCACUUUGUCUUUCUGGUGAGUAUCAUUUGGAAGCUUGAAAGAGCUAAAUUGUUAGCAAAUCUAAUGAAUAGCAAGGGGUUGAUUUACUAAAUUCUGAAUUAUAACGAAUUUAAUUUAAAAAAAAAAAAAGACAAAACUGAGGCUACAAUAGUCAAGCUGUGUCUAUAGCAGAAUUGGUGACUUUUUUUUGCAGCUCAGCUAUUGUAGUAUAAAUGUUGCCAAUCGGACGCCAUCUCUCUAAAAUUCAGAUUUUUAUUGAAGAGACUCCUAAAUGUUUUGCUGCAAAUAGAUGUGUAACUAAUGAGAUCUCACAUUCAUAAUGUAUUUUGUGUGCAAAUAAUGUAAUGAAAGGGAAUAUGUAUCUCUAUAAGGAUGGCAUCAAGAUGUAAAUAAAAUAAAACCUAUUUGAUGGGUGUAGCUCAGUAAAAAUACUGUUAAAUGUAAUUCGAUGCUUAUAAUUAAAAUAACUAAAUGAUCAUGUCUUAUAUGAUGUAAUGGGUUUAUUUUGUUUUGGCAGUGAAACUGGCCAUCUGGGAGGCUACCCUUGACACCUUUGUUGAGUCAAUUCAAUCAAUACCCGAGGCAAGUCUAUACUGCCCUUUUAACUGAACCUUUCUCUGUCUUGUUCUGUUCUCCUGACUUCAUUAAUUCUCCCUUACACCCCUCUCACAUUUUCUCUUUAUAAUCCAUAACUAUUCUCCUCCACUCUUUCUCUCCUGCAUUUAGUACGUGUUUGUGAAAUUAACACAGGUGUUUUUUUUCACAAACCUUAUUAAAUUCUCAUGAGCCAAUACUAGCUCAUUUUAAUGUCUGUUUGUAUAUAUCUAGGCUUAAUGCUCUCUGAUAUGAAGAAUUUCAAAUGAAUUCCAUCUCUACAUUUAACAGAUGUUAAAAGCAAGAAAAAAGAUUAAUCUAUCGCAUGAGGAUGUAAUGCAGAAAAUCGGGGAAUUAUUUGCAUUAAGGUGAAACAUUUUAUCUUUUAUUUUAACUUUCAUGUUACAAUAUUGAACAUAUUUAUGUCAAUCCUCAUGCCUGUCCAAGCGUUUGUAAAUGGUAGAACAUUGUUUUUUCUGCCAAUAUAUCCAAGACCGGGAAAGUGGCAUAAAGUGGAAGGACCAGAAUUUCCAUUGAGUUUCUCCCAUUUCUACAUGUUGUCUAUAGUGUAUGUGUUAGAACCAUUGUGUUUAUACAUCAUGCAGUAAGUUGUAAACUGAAUGAUGACAGCUCAGCUACAAUAGUCAUGUUGGAAAAGAACCGAGCUAGAGAUUUUUUUUAUUUAUUUAUUUUAGCUAUUUUAAUCUAAAUUUUACAAUUUGGUUUUCAGUGUGUUUCAUUUUACUGCUUGGUGACAAACAUCCUUGGUAGCAUUACAAUAGAAUCAGUUUAGGGUGCUCUUGAUCUGUAGGUCUCACACUAGGACUAGGUGAUGGGUGUAAAGUCACCUGAGACAGAUUCAUCAUCUUAAAAGGGACCCUCCGGGCACCAAUACAGCUUAAUUUAGUUGACAGGCUGUGGCCUCAAUAAAAUGCUAUUUUUUAUUUAUUUUUUGUAAAUAUCUUUUAAUUAAAGGGACACUAUAGUCACCUGAACAACUUUAGCUUAAUGAGGUUGUUCAGGUGAGAACUAUAGCUCCCUGCAGCCUUUCUCACGUAAACACUGUAUUUUCUGAAAAAAUACAGUGUUUACAUUGAAAGCUAGGAACACCUCCAGUUGCAGUCACUCAGAGUGAACCAGAGGGACUUCUUAGUUGAUGGAGGCAUAAUAUGCCUCCAUCCACUCAGAUCUGCUGUGCACGAGCAUCCUGUGAUUCAUUAUCUCUUCCCACUGCAUGCAGACAAUGAACUUUCCUCAUAGAGAUUCAUUGAUUCAAUGUAUCUCUAUGAGGAGAUGCUGAUUGUCCAGGGCUGUGUUUGAAUCAUGCUGGCUGUGCCCCUGAUCUGCCUCCUUGUCAGCCUCAGCCAAUCCUAUGGGGAAGCACUGCGAUUGGAUCAGGCUAUUGCAUGUCAGCAGACUGCUUGUUUUUCCUGAGUCUAACAACAUGCAGAUUUACAGCUUCUGGCUUGAAUACAGUAAGAUUUUUACUAUAUUUAUGGAGGGAUGAUGGGCCCAGGGGGGCUAGAUGGUGGUGUUAAUACUAUAGGGUCAGGAAUACAUGUAGUUGCACUGGUGACUAUAGUGUCCCUUUAAGUUUUCAUUUUUAGAAGAGAAAUAUAACAGUGAGUCUCGCAGGUCUCCCAUAUCUUCAGUAUAUUAGUUUGGAAUGAGAUACAAAAGUUUUAUUGCAGAGACGCGCAGGUCCCUAUUUUCAAGUAUAAGAUGGAUUCAUAGGUCCCAGAAUAGUAAACAUAAAACUGUGAACAUCUUUAUAUAUAGGUUCCCUGGUCCCCCAUUGUCGCUUAUAUUACCAUACUGGUUCCCUUUGCUUGGCCUAAUAAGCUCAGUUUUUGUCUUUAUCUUCCUUCCCCCUUGUAAAUUUCUGGUUAUUAGAAUUAGCUUCCUCCCCCUCCCCACCAAUAUAUGUAUAGUUAAGCACAUUCAGCAAAAGUGUGGAACAUAGCAGUACAUGCAGGCAGGGGCGUACCUAGAGCAUUUGGCACCCGGGAGGAUCCUAUGUUUGGCACCCCCUCCAAACAAAUUAAAUAAAUCACCUGCAAUUUUUUUUUCAUUUUUCCUUUUUUUAAAUAUAUAUUGCACACAUUUAUAAACUUUGUAAAACCCCUGUCAGUUCCUUCUACAAAUCCCCUAUCCUGCCCCUCUCUUACAAAACCCCCGUCCUGCCCCCUUCUACAAACUCCUGUACUAUCCCCUUCUACAAAACCCCUGCCCAGCCUCCCUUAUAGAAGACCCCUAUCCCAAUACAAAACCCCUGCACCCUUCUACAAAAUCCCUGCACCCCACACACACCGUUACAGGCAGACAGUCCCACACAGUUACAGACAGACAGUCACACGCACACAGUCAAAUGCAGACAGUCACGCACACAGUCAUAACCAGACAGUCACUCAUACACACACUUAAAGUCACAUACACACAGUUACAGGCAGCAUCACACAGUCACACGCACACAGUCACAGACUGUCACACACACGGUUACAGGCAACAUCACAUAGUUAUAGGCAGACAGUUGCACACACAGUCAGUUACAGGUAGUCACACACAGACGUAGCCAGACAGUCAUGCACACAGUUACAGGCAGACAGUCACAUAUACAGACACGCAGUUACAGUCAGCAUCACACAGUCACAAGCAGACAGGUCGUCGCAGUCACACACACACACACUGUUACAGGCAGGCAGACAGUCUCACACACACACACACAUAGCCACAGGCAGUCAUAAAAAACACACACACAGUUACAUGCAGGUAGACAGACAGACACACGCGCACACACACACACACACACUCUUACUUACAGACAGUAUGGGCUAGAGGAGCAGAAUCACUGAAGUCCUUCCCUGGAGCCUGUUAGUUGGAGAAGCAGGGAUUCCUUCUUGCUUCACCUCCAUGUGCAGCAGUAACAGCAGCGGGUAAGUGCUGUGUUAAGCCCCACCCCCGAUGACAGUUUGGCUCUGCCCCCAGACUUUUAUUAGCUCCGCCCCACUUUCCUUCCGUGUGGCCAGUUCAGCUGGUACUUGCUGGUCUCUGCGUGUGUGAGCUGUGCCGGCCGCCUGGCACCCCAGUUGCCAUGGGGCACUGUGCGGCCCCACAGCUCACACAUCCUCCUCCAGCACCCGGACCAGGUUUAUGGCACCCCCCUACCUGGUGGCACCCACGGCGGACCGACCCCCGACCCCCUUAGUAUGACGCAGGAUGAAAAAAACUUAUCGAAAAGAUGGGAUACGCUUAUUCCUAGGGAUAGACAGUGAGACUCGCAGGUCUCCAUUGCAAUAUCAAAACAAUAAGCCAUAUGGUGCAGUAGGUGUGAGUCCCCUGUGAGGGUUGCUGUUAUUUUUGUACAUGCUCAAAAUAAUUUUUUUCAUGAAAAAAACUAUUUUUUGCAGAAUGCUGCAAUCAUAAGCCUGCCUGCUUUGCCAAACCUCCUCACUCAAGACAAAUACUUCCUUAUUUAAGGUAUAUACAUAGCUCAGACAUUAAAAGUUACUACACAGAGUGCUCUAAACUGCAUAGCAGCAUGCAUUAGAAGGAGAAUAGGAGAGGACACCAUGGAAGACAUAUAGUAAGGAUAUCACUUGUAGUGUGUUUGACUGUCUGUAGCCAGGUUGAGAAUUAAAAAAAGAGAUCACUUGUAUAGAAAUACAGAAAUUAAUAAGGUCAAACCCUAUCAAACGAAUAUGAUGUUUGCCCAAUGAAUGCCCAAUCUCUAAAUCUCUAUUCAUAGGGCUCAAAGAACUUUGCCCAAUGCUUUAUUUAUUUAUUUUGUUUCACAAAAAAAACCAAAAAACAGAGAGAGCAUGUACAGAAAGAAAUCGACCAUGAGUGUCUUCUCUUUCAGACAUCGUAUAAAUUUGAGUUCAGACCUUCUUAUCACGCCUGACUUCUACUGGGACAGAGAGAGCCUGGAACAUCUUUAUGAUAAGACUUACCAGUUUCUCAGCAUCAACCGCAGGGUCAAGGUGUGUGUGCUCCCCAAGAAAAAAAAUAUUUCAUGGGGGAAUUUUGCACUUUAAAAAUCAGUAUUUGCCAGUAUUAUAUUGCAUGUAUAUCGGUAUCCGUAACUUGUGUGUGAUAGGAAGGAUUCUUGUCUUUUUGAGUUAAGCCAGUAGCAUUUUUGUUGGUUUUAUAUUAUGGCUUUCCAUAAUGUUAUUUUAUAAAGUUCUUUAAAAGGACACUAUAGUCACCAAAACAACUUUAGCUUAAUGAAGCAGUUUUGGUGUAUAGAACAUGCCCCUGCAGCCUCACUGCUCAAUUCUCUGCCAUUUUGGAGUUAAAUCACUUUGUUUAUGAACCCUAAUCACAUCUCCCUGCAUGUGACUUCCACAGCCUUCCUAAACUCUUAAUGUAAAGAGUGAUCUAAAGUUGAUCCUUUCUUUAUUGAAAGUUAUGUUUAAUUUAGAUUGUCUUAUCCCCUGCUAUGUUAAUAGCUUGCUAGACCCUGUAAGAGUCUCCCGUAUGUGAUUAAAGUUCAAUUUACAGAGCAGGAGAUAAAAAUUGUAAGGUAAAUUACAUCUGAUUGAAAGUGAAACCAGCGUUUUCAUGCAGUCUGUGUCAAUCAUAGCAAGGGGAGGUGUGGCAAGGGUUGCAUAAACAGAAACAAAGUGAUUUAACUCCUAAAUGGCAGUGAAUUGAGCAGUACAGCCUGAGAUGCAUUAUCUAUACACUAAAACUGCUUCAUUAAGCUUAAAUUGUUUAGGUGACUAUAGUGUUCCUUUAAUGCUUGCACACGGGAUAAACAUGCUAUACAAGCACAAGAAUAUUAACAUUUUCCAUUAAUUAACUUAUUUUAUGUUCCAGGUAAUCAAUGAAAAAUUGCAACAUUGUACAGAACUGACAGACUUAAUGCGUAAUCAUCUAAGUGAGAAGCGUGGAUUACGAUUGGAAUGGAUGAUUGUUAUACUUAUUACUAUCGAGGUAACGUAUGUCAACAGGCUUGACUGUUUAUUAUCGAAAGGCACUUCACCUUUUGCUUGGCAGUAGAGAGUCAAAGAUCAGUUUGUGUUAGUGUAGAUUAUGUGGUUAGUUAUAUGUCUAGUUUUGUUUGUCCCUCCCUCCCUUCCUUCCCCCUCCUCCCACUCCUCCCCCUCCCCAGAUUUCCAAUGUUAUGAUAUAAUUAUAUUUACUGUGGCAGUGUGAGGGAACACCGCUAUAUUAGCACCAGAAUGGCACUUUCAGUGUUCCCUGACUAGAGGGGGUUUAAAAUCAGGCUGCUCUAGAACACUAAUUAGGGAGCUACAUAAACCCUAUGCAGGGGGAAUCAGAUGGGGCAGAAACUGUGAGGCUGAGAGGCAAAGAGACUAAGAGACUGCUUAACCAGUAUAGCAACAAAAGGUAUUUUGCAAGCCUUUUGUUUUGUUAAACCACUGGGGUCUGCUUAGCGACCCAGUAGCAUAGAGAGGGUACUCUAUUUUAGUUAUUCUCCAGAGCAGAGUACGAUUUUUUGUUCAAUGUUUUGUUGUGGCUAAAGUAAGGCCCUGCUUGCUAUAUAAAGCUUCCCUCAUAUUGGAAGAAAGAACGGCAGCCUGCUAAACGUGGUGUCAGAAUUGGGAUUCCUUGAAGCUCUGGCGGAGUUCAUCGGGACCCAAACUUCCACAUCCAGAUGGCAGCGGUUGAUCUGACCCCCAGGUCUUUGUGUGUUGGGGUACCUUCAACUUACUUUUUUUGGCUUAGUACUGUUACAGCUAUAUCGCGUUCCACUAUUGUCACUGUGAAGAAACUACAUAUUUUGGUUCCCAUUCUUUAUUUUCUUUGGUUCGGUAUAUUAAUCUACCUAACACCGACCACUCCCUGGCUCAUUAAGUUCGGUAGGUUUGUUCGCACGAACCCGGUAAACAAAUGCUACCAAUGAGCCAGGGGAACCGUUCGUGGAUUUGUUUGGUUUGGGACUCCCGAAAUUGUCCAACCGCUACCCUUGAAACUGUGGAACUAUUUUAGGCAAGCACCUCAAGAGCGGUUGGUCAAAUCUUUACCCCGAUUUCUAUUCGUGGGAUCUGAACGCUAUUUGGAUAACUUGGGCGCUCAGAUCCAGGCUAUCCGGGGAUAUGACAUUUAUGGGGGUCCCUAUAAUAUUUAUGUGAAUUAUGUACUUUUUAUAUUUUGUAUUUUAUGUGGAGUCAUUGUGAAUCAGUAAUUUAAGGGGCGUGUUGUGGGAGCUUCUGUGGGUGUGUAUAAUGUGCCCUUGACUUGCAUAAAAGCUGGCCAUCUGGCCUGAUUAAAACAUUCCUGUUGUACCCUUCAUCUAGUCUAGGCUGAUGUUUGGGUAUGCAUCUGAAUACCCAUUAGAUUUAUAUGUAUGCUGUAUUUUCCUCUGGAGAACGUACGAAUAGACACCCAAAAUGCGAGCUAUAAUUACAACGUAGCUAGCCGUUCGGGAGGAAGUGAACGAAUGGGUAAACGAACAAUAGAUGGAUCAGCGCUUAGUGGCCAACUAGAAAAUAUUUACGAGAUGGGCAAGGAGAAGAAUGGUAUACAAUCGGAUAGAUGUUAGGUUGCACAACAAUUAUUUUUUUUUUCAAAUAUAAAAAUUAUAAAAAUUGUACUUGCAGUAAGAAGCCAAACAGAUUAGUUAUAGUCCAAAAUGAUAAAUAAUAAGUCCAGUAUUUGAGAUACUGGUCUAGAUCUGUAUCGUGAAGGUCUUGAUAUAGUGCUGUCUCUGUUGAUCCGAUUAGGACAUAAAAAGAAAAAUAACUCAAAUGGUGAAGUAUGUCACAGGUACGUUAGGAAGUGUGGAAUAUGAUAUAAUCACACUAACCUAUUUUUGAGCUCAGGUAUGAUUGGCAUUCAGUAGCGUUGAUUCCCCCCACUGGUAGGAUAUAGGUGAUGGUAUAUUUAGGUUGAUUCCUCAGGGUAGAGAUGUACCGGUAAGGUAAAGACAUAGGGCAGAAAUAGUGCUCUUUGUGUAAAAACUUAUUUUUCUUUUAAAUAUAAUAAAAGGUAGUACUGCUCACUUAUAUAGGCGUAGGUGGUAUAAUCCCCACCUGGGAUUCUUUAGUAAGUACAUCUGUGUGGAUUCUUGGAGACCAGGUUAAAAUAAAAUAAAAAAUUAUUGGUAAAAAAAAAAUAAAAAAAUAAAAAAAAGAAAUAUGGCACAGGAAUGGUAAGAAGGCCAAUAUUACUUUAUUAAUACAAACUGAAAUUAUAAAAAUAGCCAAAAUGCAUUUCGCCAACACAGGGCUUUUUCAAAUGGCAUUAAAAACAUGAACCUGGUACAUAAGGGUAUAUAUAGGCAAUGCAAUCAAUUACACAUUGAAUCUUGGAGCCAUAGUGACGUCAUCUGCAUAAAACACAGAAUUGUGAUAUGCAUUACAAAACAAAUGAAAUUGAUAAAAAUAACUUAAAAUAAAAUAAAAAAUAACUAUUAUAACUAAUUAUGCUGGGAUAUCCCUGAAGGAAGCGGUUACCACUGUCUAUUAAGAUAAGUGUUUGUUUUCACCACCCACUUAUUUUGUCUGCUGUGAGUGACCAUACCUGUUUUCUUUGUACAUAAAAAUAACUAUUUAUUAAAAAAGAUGUUUGUAGGUUAAAAAUAAAGUUUAGAAUUGUAUGUACAUGGUUUUGUAGUUAUUCUCGGUUCGACCACGUGAUACGCAUGGAUAUUGACGUAUUGCGUCAUGUGAACGGCAGCAUGGUUUGGAAGUGGUGGCUCAAUAAUAGAGAGCACAAAGCAUGAAACACAAAAUAGUGGAAUAACUUACAAAACACAUUAAAUGGAUUGAGAUAACAAUAUUUUUUGGAAAUACUUCUAAAAAGUAUGUUUGUGAAUUAAAAACAAAGAUUGUGUGUACUUUGUAUUGUUAAUUUGCUCGGUCCGACCACGUGACACGCAUGGAUAGUGAUGUAUUUGGUCACGUGGUCGGCCGCAAUUCCUUAUGGGAGUUGAGUGCCCAGCAUGGUUUGAAGGUUGUGGCUCCAUAGUAAAAAAAAAUGGAGGAGGCAGGUCGUGGGACAUGCUUGUGUUUGUACACAUCCCAUGACUAGGAUUUCGAGACAUGUAGUUUAUAGUGCCAUAUACACCUGAAAGUUAUAUUAUUAAUAGGACCCACUCACACUAAUAGGAGGGGAUAGCAAGAUAUUACCAUGGGGGUUAUGUAUAUAUAAAGGAAAAAUGUUUCUCUAAAACACACGUAAGGAUAGGUGGCGUGGCCUACCUUAUUCUGAUCGAUAAGGCAGAUCCUGACGACAUCUUGAAAGGGGAACAGGUGAGGUAGAUGGCAAAAGGAAGACAUCUUAGUAGAGGACAGAAAUAACAGCCCAUUUUUAAUAUAGCAUAUUACUAGAGAAAAAUCUUAAUGGAUAUAAAGAAUAUUAAUGAUCAAAGGAGUGUAGUAGGAGUGUAGCAGUACAAAUAACAAUAAAAAUGCAGGAAAAAAUAAAAAAUGAAUAAUAAAAUGUAAGAAUAGAAUAUAAAAUUUAAAUUAAAUAUAUAUUUUUUUAAAUCACAGAAAAUUUUAAAAGAUCGAAUUCUGCAUUGAGACCAUCUGGAGAGAGAGUUUUUAGCUGUUAGACCAACAUAAUUUCUUUUUUGCCUAAGAUUUUUCUUAUGUCUCCACCUCUCCAGAGGAUAUCACAUUUUUCAAUUCCAAUACUUUUUAGUAAUCUAAGAUUUUUUUUGUGUAUAAUAAAAUGUUUGGACACUGAAUGAUUUUCGUAUCCUUUGAUAAUGUUGCGACAAUACUCUGCUAGUCUAAUCUUCAAGCAUCUUGUAGUCAUACCAAUAUAUUGAAAUCCGCAUGGGUACUCCAACAUAUAUAUUACAUUUUUAGUAUACCAGCGUUCGUUACAGUCACCAUCUCAUCGUAGGUGGUAGGAUUGCCCUGUCCUUCCUAUUAGAGUAAUCCAAGUGAUGAAACUCUUAAGAAAUUUGUCCAGAACCAGGGUCCCAAUUAUCUGUGCUGUGGUUAGCCAUUUAUUUGCCAGAUGCAUUAAGUCAAACAGUUGGGUUCUUAGGGCCUUUUGAUCUUGAUAUGUCCCACUGUAAUAUCCUUGGGCCCUGACUGCAGGUGUCUGGCUAGAAUCUCAGUUUAAGGCAGUCAUAGUUAGCGGCAGGCUCUUCCUCCAGAUCAACUUGUGCUUUUUGGGCCUCUACCAGCUUCCACAUCAUCAUGGGGAGUCAUCUUUUAUAUAUACUGGUUUGCCUGGAGAGACUUUGAGACACCUCUGGGCUCUUCUUUGUCAGGUUUUGAGAGACUGUGUACUAUUAUCUCUUUAAAUAUACUAUGGUUAGCAAGUUGUCCCUCUACCACUGCAGUAAGUUGUGCUGUCAGCAAGCGGUUGCUUUCUUACAGGAUUUGACUGGUCUCUUGCUGCACAGCACUAACUUGUAAUAAGCCUUUUAAAACCUCCUAACCCUCUGCAUAGGGUUUAUGUAGCUCCCUAAUAAGUGUUCUAGAGCAGCCUGAUUUCUAAACCCCUCUAGUCAGGGAACACUGAAAGUGCCAUUUUGGUGCUCAUAUAGCAGUGUUCCCUCACACUUCCACAGUACAUGUCUGCAUAUUGUAUACCUGUAGCUUGCUAUUGCCUGCCUAUAGCUGACUCUGGUAUUCGCUGUAAUGUUUUCUAGAUAAAAGGGUCACUUUAUUAUAAACUCUUUCUGUGUUUUAAUAUAUACUUUUUACUCAUUUCAGGUCAUGUUUGAACUUGCAAGAGUCAUUUUUUGAAUCUCGAUUUCUAAUUUUGCAAUCCAUUAAAACCAAAAAAAGCAUCUUAUACUGAAGAUCUGAUAUUUAGUUUUGCUGUUUAGAAACCAGGUUUAAUACAAAUCUUUUAAUAAUAAAACACAUAAAGUAUUUUACAUUAAGUCAAAAUGAAAAAUUUUAGCUUGCCAAUACCUCAACUGAUGACCAUUUUUAAUUUUAUGAUACUGUAAGUAGGAAAUACCUAAUGAGAAAUUUGAAAAAGCAUUUAAAGGGACACUCCGGUCACCAUAACAACUUAAUCUAAAUUAAGUUGUUACGGUGCAACGAGACCCCAGGGCACACUCUUACCUAAGGGGUUAAGCCGUUCUUGAACGGUUUAACUCCAAAAAGUUGCAUCCGGUGCCAAUCUCCAGGUCCCCCCAGGUGGCAUUUGGCUUUUGAAUCUCAGUUACAGGAAGUGCGGAGUGCCACUGAACAAGGCACCACUGAUUGGAAAGAGGGGUUAGCUGAGAUUCAGAAGCCGGAUGUCACCUGGGGGACCUGGAGAUUGGUGCUGGAGCCAAAUAACUGGAUUCAUUUGUUUUAGAACGAUUUAACACCUUAAGGUAAGAGUGCACCCGGGGCCCUCCUGGUACCAUAAAACGUCAUUUAGAUUAAGUUGUUAUGACGAUUGAAGUGUUCCUUUAAGUAUAUUAAAUAAGAUUGUUUUGUUAUGCUUGUUUUGUGUUUAUGUGGAUUUCAAUCUGUAAAUAUGUGAUUAUCUUGUCUGUGUGUUCUAUCUGCUGGUUAGAGCAGUGGUAACAUUGAAAAACUCAUGUUUGAAUCCCGGUCAGACCACCUUACAAGAAAGUGUCCUUGGGUAAGACACGAAAUUAUGUAUAUCUGCCUACCUCAAAAUCCUCAUAGUUUGUAAGCUUGUUUGAGCAGGGCCUUCCUUACCUCUACCCUUUUAUAAUUAUUGGUGCUAUAUAAAUGCUAAGUGAGCAACAAAGACCAAAAGUUGUCCACUCCCCGCAAAACAUUAUUACAGACAUGAAUUAAUCCCAUCUGUGUUUGUACAUUCCUGUCAUGAGAAUGCACAAGAGUAGUGUUGGUCACAGGAAGGUGACUGAAAUAAAUAAUGAAUGUAGAUAUUGUGGAUACUGUCUACAAGUUGCUUUACUUCCAAAGUGAUACAAUGUACAGAUUAACGGUAUGAUUUUAUGAGGGCUAUUGCAUUGGUAGAUUUAGCAGAUCAACAAGUAAUCACAUAAACCUCCUAGUAUAUUAUUUCAUAAAAAUAUGAAAUCUAACGUAAAAAUUCUAUCAUGCCAAUCCACCUCUGUCUCAAAACUGCUGCUAUCUUAUAUAAUUUUAUAUUGUUCCUUUAGUAAAUUAACCACUCAUCAUGAAUCACAUAUUUUCGUUCCUACACUUAAAAGGACCACUAUAGGCACCCAGACCACUUCAGCUCAAUGAAGUGGUCUGGGUGCCAGGUCCAUCUAGGAUUAACCCUGCCUGCUGUAAACAUAGCAGUUUCAAGAAAAAAAAAAAAAAAGCUAUGUUUACUUUAGGGUUAAUCCAGCCUCUAGUGGCUGUCUCAUUGACAGCCGCUAGAGGCGCUUCCGCGCUUCUCACUGUGAUUUUCACAGUGAGAAGACGCCAGAGUCCAUAGGAAAGCAUUGAGAAUGGACUGGCUGAAUGCGCACGCAGCUCUUGCCGCGCAUUCUGCUGAUGACAGAAGAGGGAGGAGAGUCCCCAGCGCCGAGGGAUCCUGGUGCUGGAGAAAGGUGAAUGUUUAACCCCCUUCCUCCCCUUCAGCCCGGCGGGAGUGGGACCCUGAGGGUGGGGGCACCCUCAGGGCACUAUAAUGCCAGGAAGACACUAUAGUCACUCAGACCAUUUAAUCAUAAUGAAGUGGUCUGAGCACAAUAUCUCUGUCCUUUUAAUACUGCAAUGUAAAACUUUGCAUUUUUUUAAUAAGCUCUAUUGUAGGGUUAAAAGGGACACUCAACUGCCAAAAUGGGCAAAAAAGUAUAAAUCACUGUUCAGUAGAUAUAAUUACAAUGAAUACAUGAAUAAGUUGUUCAUAGAUGUAUUCAUUGAGGGUAUACUGUAAAAGAGUUUACAAAAGCCUUAACAAGCCCUCCCCUUUUUCCUCAGAAGAGACUAACGGUCUCUUCAUAAGGAAAUAGUCUGUCAUUGAGAAGCCCCUGAAGCUCUCCUGCUGUGCACACGUGGGCGGCUGAUUGUGCACGUCAGCUUGUGCACUGCACUGAACUCUGAGCUGGGGUCUGAGAAAGGGGUAUGUAGGAGGACGCAGACACGCUCAAGUAGAGAAUGCCUGCCCAUUCUCUUAGCUCAAUCAGACAGGUGUUGGGGGGCAUGGGGGGAAUCAAUAAUUUCUCAUAGAAAUUUGCACUUUUCUGAACUGGGGUUAACAUGGCAUACUUUAUUCCCAUAAUGCACUUCAACAACCUGAAGUGCUUUAGGGGGGGGAGAGUAUCCUAUUAGUUUAUAAAAGUGCUGAUUUCUAUGAGAAAUCACAACUUUCAUAAGUUGAAGUGGUUUAUGGGUAUUGAGUGGUGCUUUUAGUUCACCUAUAGUGGCUGUCAGUAUGACAGCCACUAUAAGCGCUUGCGCAACACUGAUGCAAUGCAUAUGGGGAAGUUUGAAUUUGUUUGCCGCGGUCUCUGCGUAUGCUCAUUAGGCCCAAAUGCUCCUCUAUGAUGAGUAUUGGAUUGGACAUCGGUGGAGAAGAGGUGAAGAGGUCAGCAGCAUUGAAGGAGCUUCUGUGCUGGAAAAAAGUAAGGUAAGUCAUUUUUUUUAUUUGAAUGCACUCGGGGGUGGAGGGGACCAGAAUAAGAGUAGGAUCAAGAACACUACAGCAUUAGGAAAACAGAUUUGUAUUUCUAAUGCCAUUGUGUUCCUUUAACUAGGUCAGUAAAACAGACCACCAUUCUAUGCUUCUUUCACAGCUUCUUAGUUUACACAGAUCACCUCCUGAUCAACUUACAUACAUUAUACUUAGUAGAAGACAUCUAGUGCCUAAUGUAUAUUCACUAGACAGUAUCUGUAUCCGCAUGAGAGGCACACAAUUAUGUAAUCUCAAUAAAAAGAAUAGGAAAAGUUUGUUUAAAAAAUACAGCAAUACGUGCAUGUAAAUACAUUUCCAGUUUCUGUAUAGUGAUGACAUAAAUCCCUAGGAAACAAUGUAAAUGUAAAUGCUGGCACACAAUUCUGUUUACAAAUAAAAUAAUUUAACCAAUUCAUUCAAAUUUGAUAAUUUUUAAAACUUGGUUGUGAAACCCAUACUAAAAGCAUAUAGUUGUAAUUCAAUUUAGUUUAUUAUUUUUGGUUCAUUUAUCCGUUUUCUACUACAUGAAAUAUGCACAGCAGUAUUUUGGAAAAAAAAAUAGGGAGGAAGUGAAGUUUGAAAGGGCAUACUAAAAAGCGUGAGCUUUGCUUAUGGAGCAACCCUAAGAUUAGUAGGCUCUUAUGUUAAGCCCCUUUCACUCACUUUCUGGGCUUUAAUCAUCACCAAAGGUAAAAAAUCAAAACAAAACAAAACAAUGCAUACCUUCAAACACUGAGAAGUAUAAAUACACGUUUGGGAUGGGCCAAACGGAUGGUGUGCUUUGACAUGGUAAGGUGCAGGAUUCCUGGAAAAAAAAGUAGCAGGUUUGCUUUUUAAAAGAAAAAAAAAAAAAGGUGUCUAUUAAUAGGGUUUAUCUGUGCUUGUUGGCCCUUGUAUUGCCGACAUAUGGGGAAAAGAGAAUCAAUCUGGAAGUUGGAAUCUUAUUCACCAGCUUCUUAUUUGAUAAACUUCAAAUCUUGUUGAAC
Molecule: messenger RNA, 38299 nt
Organism: Pelobates cultripes (western spadefoot toad)
Lineage: Eukaryota; Metazoa; Chordata; Amphibia; Anura; Pelobatidae
Source: the annotation of a GenBank genome assembly